This is a messenger RNA of Oreochromis aureus, 4675 nucleotides long. Its product is annotated as alpha-1,3-mannosyl-glycoprotein 4-beta-N-acetylglucosaminyltransferase C. The record is from RefSeq and is a predicted model, not a curated record. Gene Ontology annotation, molecular function: acetylglucosaminyltransferase activity. Bases 729 to 2195 code for a protein of 488 amino acids. The transcript is spliced from 9 exons. Lineage: Eukaryota; Metazoa; Chordata; Actinopteri; Cichliformes; Cichlidae. Gene Ontology annotation, biological process: protein N-linked glycosylation.
UUAUAUUUCAUUUUAUCUUUUAUUUUAUACAUUUUAUUUUGUGAUGUGAUGUGAGCGCAGGUGCAACCCAACAGGCCCCAAACGUUCCCGGCAGCAAGUAAAAAUGAAAUAUAAAAAUAUAGUCCAAACAGGUAAGGUGUAAUUGUAUUAUGAGCCAUAGUGCUUGGUCUGUUUGUCCUAUGUAAAUCAAUUGCAGUUAGAGGCUACAUUAAUUUUCUUUCUAUAAGCACUUAUUGAAAUUAUCUGAGCACAUUACAAGUACAUAUUUGCUUACUCUGUAUGCUCAAAUGUGACCCGUUAUAGCCAACAGAAAAAAAGCAGAGGCCCGAAAAACAGGUGGGGGUCCUCCACCACCACCACUCACAGAGGCUGAGCAGUUGGCCCUCAGCCAAAACAGUGGGCGCCCUGUGGCUGAAGGCAUCUCUGCGGGGACAUCCUCAGAGUCAAUAACCCCGCAAGACACAAGUGCCUACAUAAGAGUUGAUGGUGAUGGUGUACUGCAUCUGGUGCAGCCUCCUGUUGAGCCAGACCAACAUGCAGUUGAAAAUAAUGAAGAAACAUUGACAGCUGUUACAGAGGAGGAAGCAACAGAGACACUUUAUGAGAGUGAUGAUGGAAAUGCAGAGGAAGAGGGUCCAGCCACUUCUCCAACAAACCUUUCCUCACUCCCUGUAAAGCAGCUGUACAAGACCUAUUUGAUCAAGAAAAUUAAAAAAUGCGACUUGGAAAUGGAACACUUCAAGCAGCAGAUCCAAAAGACCAAGACUGAGAUUUUACUGCUGGAACAUCAGUUAAGGGAAAUGCGGAUUCAUUCGAAGAAGAAGAAUAUUGUUGUGGCAGUGCUGCUUGUCAUUGGGGGAUUAUAUGUCAUUAACCAUUGUGACUUCCUGGCUGUCUUUGCAAGGUCACCUGAAACAGUUCAUCAUAAGUUAACAUGGCAAGCAGACAGGCUUGUUAGUAUGGAGUCCUGGAUUGACCAGGCAGAUUAUCUGAGUUUCAAUGUGUCCUAUCAGCUGCUUGCUGGAGUGCUGCCUACUCAACAGAAGUAUUUAUCUGUUGGAUUAUCCUCAGUAAAGAGGAAGAAGGGCAGCUAUCUGGUCCCCACAUUGAAAUCCAUCUUCUCCCAGUCGUCUCCUGAGGAGCGCUCCUUCAUGGUGGUGGUAGUGCUGCUAGCAGAUUUCGACGUCAGCUGGAGAGUCGACACUGUGAAGGAGAUCAAAUCGGCUUUUGCCUCUGAGUUGGAACAAGGCCACCUUUUGGUUAUCCAUGUUCCCCAGGACUGGUACCCUCCUAUUACAGGUCUGAAGAGGAAUUUCAACGACGCUCCCGAAAGAGUAACGUUCCGCUCCAAGCAGAACCUGGAUUAUUCCGCCCUGAUCCACUAUUGUGCUGGUCUUGGACGGUAUUACCUUCAGCUAGAGGAUGACGUGUUCUCUGCAAAAAACUUCCUCACAACCAUUAAAAAGCGAGUUGAGGAGCAAGAAGGAAAAAAGUCCACCUGGGCAACGCUGGAAUUCUCUGCCCUCGGCUACAUUGGUAAACUCUACAAAUCAGCCCAUCUUCCUCUUUUGGCUCGCUUUCUCUUCAUCUUUUACCAGGAAAUGCCCUGUGACUGGUUGAUGAAUCACUUCCGAGAGGUGAUGACUCAAAAGGAGACCAUCCUUUUCAAACCCUCGCUGUUUCAACACAUGGGAACUUUCUCCUCAUUUCAAGGCACAUACAAUAAGCUGAAAGACAAGGAUUUUGAGGAGGACAUCUAUACCAAUCCAUCAGCUGAAGUUUACUCUGACAUGUCCACCUAUCAGAAGCACUUCCCCAAACUGGCCUGGGAUGCUGGGGAAGGUUUCUUCUGGGGCCGCACCCCAGAAAAAGGAAAUUACCUGACUGUAGUGUUCACUGAGCCUACGGUGGUGACAGGGAUAUUUGUUGAAACGGGGUCAGGAGGCAAAGACAUCCUGGAGUCAGGUGAGGUGGAGAUGGGUCACAAUGUGGUGGCCACAGACAAAGAGAAGAGUUGUACAGAGUUUGAGUCAGUGGGAGCCUUUGAGAAUGGAAAGUUUAAAAUGCAGGAGUUGGAUAAAAAGUACAGCUCAGCCUCUUCGUGCCUGAAGAUAAAGAUCACAGCUACUCAGAAGGACUGGUUGAUCAUUACGAAAAUCAGAAUCACCACAAAGCCGACUUUACCUCAUCAAUAGACAUAGAUGUUAGUUCUUCCUCGCAGAUUAAAAACUAUUUUGAUCAAAAUAUGCCAAACUGAACUUAGGACUUGUGUGCCUUGUUAAAAUGUUUCAUUUAUCAAACAUCAACUAAGUGCUCUAAGCAAAUUGUCACUUUGAAGCAAGUUUGACCAAACUUUGUGAUGAUAUGUUGUCUCUUCACCGAAUCAAGGAGCUAUAAUCAGACAAUCAACUCCAUGUGUUGUAUGUAUGUACUGUUAAUGCAUUUGGCUAAUUGCAUUGUGUGUGAAACUGCACUCUUCAUUAAUUCAUUGUUUUAAAAUGAAGAAGAGAGAACAUCCAUGUGCUUAUUAUGAGACCUAUUGAUUGUAGGUUGCCACCUAUUGGUCAAUAGGUGGUCAAUGCUUGUGAUGGCUGGCCAACUGCUUUUGCUGAAAUAUUACCUGUUUGUCUCCCCUCACCAGUAUCAGGCCUGCUAUGGCUUUUCUCAUCAGCGGCCUGAUUCAAACCUCAGGCUAGAUCUAUAAAUAGUGUACGUCUGUCACAUGUUACACCAACUACACAGAGAGGAUAAAAGAUGUCAGCUCCCAUUUGCAGUUUGAUCUGUUUUUUGUUUUUUGUUUGGUUUUUUUGGUUUUUGUAAUAGGAAUUUUUGCUUUCUUAAAUACCUCAGCUCCUUUUUCCGAUAAGUACAUAUGUUUUUAUUUGAUUCCGGGGGGAUGCACUAUAAAGGGUAAUGGGUUAACAAGGUAUGUUGAGUUUUCAGUAUCACAAAAGCAGUACAGUGGGUUCUUUCUGUUGGCUCACAGCAUGAAAAGUCUGGGUUCAAAUGUGCCAACUGAAAGCUUGUUUUUUGGAGUGUCUGUGUAGGUUCUCUUUGGGCACCGUAGCUUCCUCCUCCAAAGACAUGCACGUUAGGUUAACUGGUGGUUGUAAAUUGGCUGCAGGUGUGAAUGUGAGCAUGAGUCAUCGACCAUUUUUCUGUUGGUCUUGUGAUGGACUGGUAACCAUCUCAGGUGACUCUUUGCUUCAGGCUCCCAUGCCCAAAUCUAAAUCUGAUAAGCAGUUAAGAGGAUGGAUGGAUCCCUUGACUAGAUUAAAUUUAUAUUGCACAUCUAACUUGCUUCAGACCAGUUUACACUCUUUCGCAUUAAACUUGGCUGAAAAAAGCAUGCCAAAGUAUCCUUGGGUACGAUACUGAAUCCUGACGCAUUCAUCUGAAUGUGAGUGUGUGUGAAUGUUACAUAGAAAGCGCUUGAACACUGAUGUGUAAAUGGGUGAAUGAGACAUGUUGUAUAAAGUGCCCAAGUAGAGUAGAUACAAGAACCAGUCUAUUUACCAUUCUACAUGCAGAGUUAGCCACUGUGGCAACCUGUUGUGAAUAACAGAGCAGGGAAAAGUAGCUCUUUCUCUCUGAGAGAAAGUGUCCAUCCAUUAGCCACCUGUUGAACUGCAUGUUUUUAACACAGCCCAACAAAGAUAUGUACUGAAGACACAAAGGUACAUCUUUCCACUGGAACCUGCAUUCAUUCAGCUAAUUAGACAAAUCUGUUUCAAUUUUAGAAUAUAUAACAGAUAAUAAUAAGUGAGAUUAAUUUCACUUUAAUUUGGCUAAAAACUGAAUUUCUGCAUCUACUUCUUUAUAGGACAGUAAUUAAAAUUUAUAGUGUAAGAAGUAGAUUAAAAACAUUCUGUGAGAAUGCCCCUCUUGCUUUUUUUUUUUUUUUUUUUUUUUUUGCACUGCCAGUUUUCCUUUCAUGGUCUUAUGCCCUGCUUCUGGAUUGAAUUAUGAAGUAUCCAAUCAACCCAUUUCAUGCAACAAAUGAACACAUACCCCAUCUUCUGGGAGCACCCACAGAUUCCAAAUUAAUACAACCUCGAUUAACAAAGAAAGAGGAUAAACACCACAGUAUUUACCAAAACUCUGGCUUCAUCCGUUCAUGGUUUGAUAUAGUGGGAUAUGAAAAUGGGCUGCUUACAAUUUCCCAAUGAUUAGCUUUAUAAAACAGAAUCAAGUACAUACAAAGCUUUACAAAUGUGACAGACUAAAGCUGCAAAAUGCUGCUGAACCUAUCACAAACUCUGACAGUACACUGAACACUUGUAAUGUUACUAACCAAUAGCGUGUGUGAGAGAACAAUGCCUUUUAUUCUUCUCCAUCAUUCAGUAAUGCUGGAACCAAUUACACUGGUCAGCUGACGGAACAAUAAGAGAUUCUUGAUUGGAGUGUCAACUUGACAACAUGUUUUUCAGAGUAGAGGUAAAAGGCACAGGAGAAGUGAAGGGCUGAUGUAGUGGGCAGUUUGAGUGCGAUUAGUAACAUUUGAGGCAACACUAAUAACAUUUCCUUGUAUUACCAUAUUUUUCCUUUUCAUAAUUCACAUGGUGAAAAUGGAUUAAUUACAACCGGUCAACACUACUACUGUUCAGAUGUAUUUAUUUUUAUAGGUUUCUGUCGUUUUCUGAUGCACUGAGAAAUAAAGGACUGUUCACAGGUC